AUGACAUCGAGAUUACCAGUCAUUCUAUGCGGCCGCACGACAGCAAUAGGAAAGCCGGUGUCUGAAGCUCUCCUGCCCGAAUACGAGGUUAUUCAUUUCUUCCAAACAAGCGAGGCGAUUCAUGCCGAGCUUCCGUCCCUCCUCGCAGGCGGGAAGCCUCAGGCUGCCGCGUCCAAUGACAUUGGUUCGCACGACUACACCCGACCUGCACGGGCGGUCAUUUUCGGCCGGGGUUAUGACAUGGCGGAGAUAGAUGGAUUCCGUAAGGCUGCUGCUAGGCAUUCCUCACUACCGAUUGCUUGGGUUAUAAGUGAUCCGGCAAAGAUUCAGUCGAAUGGCCCGCCUCCCCCGCCGGGGUAUGCGAACACUGUGACGGAUCUUGUUAAGAGUAAGCUGAAUGAGUGGAAGGCAAGUGGUGCUGGGGAGAAUGCAGUUCUAUUAUAUUGA
Penicillium manginii is the source of this 447-nucleotide messenger RNA. RefSeq lists its product as uncharacterized. The record is from RefSeq and is a predicted model, not a curated record. The transcript is spliced from 2 exons. The coding region runs from base 1 to 447 and encodes 148 amino acids. Lineage: Eukaryota; Fungi; Ascomycota; Eurotiomycetes; Eurotiales; Aspergillaceae.